Messenger RNA from Thamnophis sirtalis, 2436 nucleotides. RefSeq names its product transmembrane protein 151B (gene TMEM151B). The record is from RefSeq and is a predicted model, not a curated record. Lineage: Eukaryota; Metazoa; Chordata; Lepidosauria; Squamata; Natricidae.
AUGUCUCCUCAUCAUGCAAAGCAGCAACGGCCAGUGAAGCAGUCGCUGAGCAAGUCACUCUGUAGAGAGUCACACUGGAAGUGCCUGGUGCUCUCCUUCUUAAUGUACGGCUGCAUGGGAGCAAUGACUUGGUGCCACGUAACAAAGGUGACCCGGUUGACAUUUGAUAGUGCUUAUAAGGGAAAGUCCAUGAUGUACCAUGACAGCCCUUGCUCUAAUGGCUAUAUCUAUAUUCCUUUGGCCUUCUUGGUGAUGCUUUAUGUGGUCUACCUGGUAGAGUGUUGGCACUGCUACACUCGCAAUGAGCUCCAGUACAAAGUGGAUGUGGACAGUGUGCAUGAACGUGUCCAAAGGAUGCAGCAGGCCACCCCAUGCAUCUGGUGGAAAGCCAUCAGCUAUCAUUAUGUCAGAAGGACACGUCAGGUCACCCGCUAUCGCAAUGGGGACGCUUAUACUACCACCCAAGUCUACCAUGAGAGAGUCAACACCCAUGUGGCAGAAGCAGAAUUUGAUUAUUCUAACUGUGGGGCAAAGGACAUUUCAAAGGACCUAAUUGACUUGGAGAGUUUCCCAGCUACUCGGCUUCGCUUCACCAAGUGCUUCAGCUUUGCCAAUGUAGAAUCAGAGAACUCCUAUCUGACUCAGAGGGCCCGUUUCUUCACAGAGAACGAGGGACUAGAUGACUAUAUGGAGGCAAGGGAAGGCAUGCACCUGAAGAAUGUGGACUUCAAAGAGUACAUGGUGGCUUUCUCAGACCCAGAAAAUUUACCUUGGUAUAUUUCUCACUAUGUUUUCUGGGUGGCUGCUCUCUUGACUUUGUCCUGGCCCUUGAGAGUCUUGAAUGAGUAUCGCACGUCUUAUGUCCACUACCAUAUAGAAAAACUCUUUGGAUUUGACUCUGUGGCAGUAACACCAGCUGAAGAGCGUCCUUUCUGCCGACGGAUGCCUCGAGUCAACACAGUGGAUAGUACAGAACUAGAGUGGCAUAUCCGCUCCAACCAGCAGUUGGUGCCUAGCUACUCAGAGGCUGUCCUCAUGGAUUUGGUAGGCCUGUCUGGUUGCACUACUUACUCCUCCUGCCACUAUGGCAGUUAUAGGCAAAACUGUGAACAAUGCCAUAGGACUAUAAGUAGCUCUUCCAUCUUCUCCCGUAGUGCUCUCAGCAUCUGCAAUGGCAGCCCCAGAAUCCCCUUUAGCAGCAGUCGCUUCUCUUUGGGCCGCCUGUAUGGCUCCCGGCGCAGCUGCCUUUGGCAAAGUCGGAGUGAGAGCUUAAAUGAGCAAAGCUGUCCAACUGAGCAGACUCGCCUCUCCAGCCAAGUCACCAUGGAGGAGGAGGAACCUCCUCCUUACCAAGAUGCCCUCUAUUUCCCCGUCCUUAUUGUACAUCGAAACGAGGGCUGUCUCAACCAUGAUCACCGCCACCUCCAUCGGAAUGGAUCCUGUGUGGAGACCUCACUCUAAAAGUGUGAAAACCGCUUAAGGGAAGUGCCCUGACUCACAGAUAUGAUGGGUUAGGCAAGAGACGGUUUAGCAGACAAAUACUGGUAUCAACCUAUCUUUGUGAGUCUGAAAGUAUUCCUCACAUCUUCCCUCGAACAGCUCCACAGCUUUUGACUCCAUGUAAUAAACUUGAUAUGGAGCAAUCAAAACCAUCAUCAGAUUCAUGGCACAUAAUUGCAGACUGACAACCACAAGCAAAAAAAUAAAAAAAAUAAAGGAUGGGUGGGGAGGAGAUACUAGGGCUUUUUCUUUCCUGUUCCACCUUCAACUGCCCAGGUCAACUUGACAGUAUCUAGCUGGAUCAAUCCCGACUCACUUUUUUAGAGUUGUAUUUCAUCAGAAGAAUCCAUGACAGUGUAGCUUUUCCUCUCAAGCAAGGCAAGUAACUGCACUGAUUAUCCAGGCAAAGGGACCUGAAAGAAAAGCUACAAGCCAGUCCUUCCUUUUUUCUAGACCAUGCCUCGACUGUUAUAUUGUCCUCAGUGCUGGGGACCAUGAGUUCUUAAGAAUUUCUGAUGUUUCACAUGUCAGAAUUGGGCAAUUUAUGGGUAAAGUUUUAAAUGUUCACAAUACUUGCUCUUUUCUGGUAAUAGAAAGAAAAGAAAAUUACCAAGGAAAACCCGGGCUUUGAUAUAAUGCAGUGUUGAAUUCAAAUCCAAGAGAAGCCCCAAUAGUUAAAAUAAGGCACUGAAACUACCAUGUAUAUUUUAAGCAUGCUAAGAAGUUGUGGAGAUGACUGGGAGUCCUAGGAGAUCCUAAAUGAGAGGAAAUUAGUUGUCAUUAAGUUUCUCAGAUAAGAAAUUUGAUGAUGAGGAAGGAUCUAAGAGAUUCAGCUGCAGGGUUUUUUUAUGAUAAACUCAUUAGUGUGACACUGAUGGAUAUUUGUGUAAAUUGUACUGCAAAUCAAAUCACUUUUCUGCUUCCUGAUGUUCUUUG